AUGAAGUUGUCUUGGUUUUUAGGAGCUUUGCUGACCAUUAGCAGCUUGGGUUUAUGCAUCGACUGCUCUGUCAAGGAGCUCAAGCAGUAUAACUUUGAGAGUAUCAAAGGAAUACAUUCGAUUUCUUUGGUAAGGGAUACACCGCCAUCGGAAACAAACACCACAUGGUACUUCGGCAUAUGUGACACACUAGACAAGAUAACUGCUUGUCCUAAGAAUUCUGAUGUAUGCGGAAUAACGACCUUGAAAGUUGACAAGGAUCCGAAAAAGAUAAUCACAUCAGAAAUCAUAGGAUUCAAUUCAAAUCUAGAAAAACUGAUCAGUUCCAUUAAUGGGAAAGAUAACGAACAAGGUGUCUCUAUAUCUUAUACUGGAUCUAACUGGGGAAAUAACUUAGUUGACGCUAACUUAGAUUUCUACUGCCCUGAAAAAAACGAUAAAGCUACUCAUAAAUUUGAAAUAAUAAGUUGGGAUGGAAAAAAGUUGCACGCUAAGUUAACUACUAAGGCUGCUUGCAUAACCAGUGACAAGGAUAAGAAAAAGGGAAAACAACCUGAUCAAGAAGAUGACAACGGAGAAUCCUGGGGAUGGUUUACUUGGAUAUUUAUAUUUAUGGUGUUGUUCUUAAGCAUAUACAUAGUUGGUGGUGCCUGGUUCCAGUAUCAUAAGGGUAACUCAAUUGACUUUCAAAGCGCUUUGAAGGAGGUUUUGGAGAACUUUAUUGACCUCUUGAGGGGUUUGCCAAGUUUCAUUAGAGAAAUUAUUGAGAAGUUCACUGGUAAUUCUGAUAGAGGGGAGUACAGUGCAGUAUAA
Priceomyces carsonii is the source of this 813-nucleotide messenger RNA. RefSeq lists its product as uncharacterized. The record is from RefSeq and is a predicted model, not a curated record. The transcript has a single exon. Lineage: Eukaryota; Fungi; Ascomycota; Pichiomycetes; Serinales; Debaryomycetaceae. Bases 1 to 813 code for a protein of 270 amino acids.